Vicia villosa (hairy vetch) is the source of this 2092-nucleotide messenger RNA. RefSeq names its product RING-H2 finger protein ATL47-like. NCBI's taxonomy places the organism in Eukaryota, Viridiplantae, Streptophyta, Magnoliopsida, Fabales, Fabaceae. The transcript has a single exon. Bases 351 to 1352 code for a protein of 333 amino acids. The record is from RefSeq and is a predicted model, not a curated record.
GGUCCCAAAAGAACCUUGAAUUUUGGAAUUCACACCGUUUUCCGUUCCUCUUUUAUCUGUCAGAAUCAUGAUUCCCAACAAUUAAGAUUAAUCAACUUCAACUCAACCAUGUAAGUUCUAACUACCACACUAUCCUACAACUCUUCACUAAGCUAAACAAAUUUCAAUAAUCAUUCUUAUUUUAUCUUUAAUUGUUUUUACAUUCUAUGAUUUGGGUUGAAUCUCAAAACAACCAAAGAUUGCAUCUUUCUUCAAACCAAAUAUCAUCAUCACUUUGAACAAAUGUAUUGGGUUCUUCUGAAUCUUCUGCUCUUUCUAUGUUGUUCUUUUGACUACAAGAAACAAUUAGAAUGAGAAUGACCCCUUCAAUUAUCUUCAUCAUAGUAAUUUUAGCUAUUGUGUUUUUCAUCUCUGGUGUCCUCCAACUGUUUGUUAGAUUUCUCAUACGAAAAAGAUCUUCUUUAAGAGCUUCACAGUCCAGUAAUAAUGGCAACCCUCAAAUGUCUGAACCUGAUCCUUAUCAGAGACAGUUGCAACAGCUCUUCAAUCUUCAUGAUUCGGGUUUAGAUCAAGCUUUCAUUGAUGCUCUACCGGUUUUUAUGUACAAGGAGAUAAUAGGUUUGAAAGAGGUGUUUGAUUGUGCUGUUUGUCUUUGUCAGUUCACUGAGCAAGAUAUGUUGAGAUUGUUGCCUCUUUGUAAUCAUGCUUUUCAUAUUGAUUGCAUAGAUACAUGGCUUCUUUCUAAUUCAACUUGUCCUCUUUGUAGAGGGAGUCUUUAUGAACAUGGAUUUGCUUUCGAAAAUCCGGUUUAUGAUGAAUUCGAGAGCCUUAGUGAAGAGAAUAUGGUUGUUGGUGAGGGUAACUCUGUUAACAAACAUGCAGAGAAUCAUAUAAUGAGUGGGAAAAGGGUUUUUUCUGUUAGGCUUGGGAAAUUUAGAAGCUCAAAUAAUGGAGAAGGGGGUGUGGAAAAGGGUGAAGGAGAGUGUAGUAGUGAAAGUGUUGUUGGUGAUGUUAGGAGAUGCUUUUCAAUGGGUUCUUACCAAUAUGUAGUUGCUGAUUCAGAUUUGGUAGUGGCUUUGUGUCCAAAGAGAGGUGAAGGAAGAGGAAAGAGUGCUAGUAUGAGACAAUUGAAAGGAGGGCUUGCUCAAAAUGGGAAUUGUUCCAUUGAUGUGGAUGUUGUUGAAGGGAAAAAGAUGAAUGUUGCUAGGAAAGGUGAAAGCUUUUCUAUUUCAAAGAUUUGGUUGUGGUCUAGGAAGGAUAAGGUAUCAAGUUCAUCACAAUCCCAUUUGGUUAAUUCUAAUGUCACUUCAACUUUGCCAUGGAUGAAUAGAGAACUCAAGGAAGCAACUUAGUGGUUAUGUGUUUUAGACAACUUUCAAAUUUUCAGAGUUCAUUCUUUGAACUCCUUUUGUCCCUUCAUACUACUAAAAUUUUCCUCUUUUAUUGGUUAUAUACUUGUAAAUUAUGUCAUAUACAUCUAAUUAAGCUAUAUCCUUUGAAUGAGAAUAGUUCUUGAGUGUGUGUAUGUUGUAACUUUUUAUUGGAUAGAUAAAUAUAAGUAUAUGUUAGUUGUUUAAGUUAGUAUUUUACACUUCAUGAAAGUUUGAACUCUGAUCUUUUAACUCCUUUGACUCCGAUUACGGCGCGUUAAACAAGUUGAGUUAUCCAACCCUCCAUUCCUACAAAGAUUGUCAAAAUCAAGCAUAUGUUUUGCUCUUAUGGUGUUCUUGGAAAUUCUAGUUGAAAGAGGUUAUGAGGAAAAUGAAAACAAGAGUGAGAAGGUGGACCCUUGAUGCCACUAUGAUGUAAUGUUUUAUUUGUGUUACAAAAGUAGCAUUUUUAAAAGCAAUUACUUGCAAUGAGUAGGGAGAUUAAAGUGAAGUCAAAAUUGGGAGUUGCUUUUUGGAUGCUUUGGUUUUCUUUAGAAGCUUUCUUGAUUUACUUAAACCCAUGAGCUUAAAAGAAGUUGAAGAAAAACAAAAGGUGGGCCAUUGAUGCCAUAAUGAUGUAAUGUUUUAUUUGUAUGACAAAUGUGACAUUUUUUUAGCAAUUGCUUACAUUGAGUAAGAGAUUAAAGUGAAGUCAAACUAGG